Messenger RNA from Magallana angulata, 4846 nucleotides. Its product is annotated as long-chain-fatty-acid--CoA ligase 4-like. The transcript is spliced from 18 exons. Gene Ontology annotation, molecular function: long-chain fatty acid-CoA ligase activity. Lineage: Eukaryota; Metazoa; Mollusca; Bivalvia; Ostreida; Ostreidae. Gene Ontology annotation, biological process: long-chain fatty-acyl-CoA metabolic process; long-chain fatty acid metabolic process; neuron differentiation. The record is from RefSeq and is a predicted model, not a curated record. Bases 220 to 2349 code for a protein of 709 amino acids. Gene Ontology annotation, cellular component: endoplasmic reticulum; plasma membrane; lipid droplet.
UUAAAUAGAGGUAUUCCGAACGGCGACCUCCCUGUACGUGAUCUGAACUAGCAUCGACCUUCUACGCAGGUUGGCUGGAUAGCUUGAGGAAACAGAAGUAUUGACUGUUCGACUAGACAUCAACAAUAUGCACCUAUAGAGAGGAUUUAACUUACUACCCAAAAGGAUAAGGAUCUACAUUGGUAUUUUGCAUAUCAUAGGACCAAUUACUUACCGACCAUGGCCAAUCUUUUUGAGAAGACGAUAAUUGGCGUGAUAGACGUUAUAGGAUGUGUGUAUGAACUCAUUGUGUUCGUACCGUAUUACUUCCUAUGUAAGCCCUACAAAAAGAUGGAGAGAUCCCAGCGGAUAAAGAGUAAGUCCAUAUCGGGCGACCCCGCAGGUCCAUACCGGGCGGUGGAGGUGGGUGGGACAGGAAAGCUGGCCACCACCCUGUUUGAGGACUGCACCACCGUUGACGACCUCCUGAAGCGAGCAGUGCAGCUGUAUGGCUCCUACAGGUGUCUGGGGACCAGGGACCUCCUUAGCGAGGAGGAUGAGAUGCAAUCCAAUGGCAAAAUAUUCAAGAAGGUGAUUAUGGGUGAAUACAGAUGGACCACUUAUGAGGACGUGUUCACUAGGGUCACUCACUUUGGGAGUGGGCUGAUGGCUCUGGGUCAGAAGCCAAAGAAGACCAUCUUGAUUUACUGCGAGACCAAGGCCGAGUGGAUGAUAGCGGCACAAGCCUGCUUCAAAUUCAACUUCCCAGUUGUUACUCUGUAUGCCACUCUGGGUAAAGAAGCGGUUAUACAUGGUGUCAACGAAUCGGAAGUGACCCACAUCAUAGUCAGCACUCAACUCAUUUCAAAAUUCAAAGAUAUAAUGGGAAAAAUGCCAAAAGUCACUCAUCUAAUAUACAUUGGCGAUGGGAAAUCCCCCAAGAAGUCUGAUUACCCGGAGUCAGUACAGCUGAGGUCGAUGGAGGAUGUAGAAGUCAUAGGCGCACAGAUAGAUAACUUACGCACUCCUGUGGCCAAACCGUCCCCUGACGAUCUCGCUGUGAUAAUGUAUACCAGUGGGUCUACUGGGGUCCCAAAAGGUGUGCUGAUUACACACAAGAAUCUGAUGUCUGGAAUGGCUGGCCAGUGUCAGAAGAUUCAAAAUCUGGGUCCAAAAGAUGUAUAUGUGGGUUACCUACCUUUAGCCCAUGUCCUUGAACUUGGGGCAGAAAUCAGCUGUUUGGCCCACGGAACGUGCAUCGGUUACUCUUCUCCUCUGACUUUAACAGAUAACUCCAGCAAAAUCAAGAAAGGAAGUAAGGGCGACCUUUCUGUACUGAAGCCUACUCUCAUGGCAGCUGUUCCGAUGAUAAUGGACAGACUGUACAAGGGAGUGUGGGAGAAAGUCAACAUGGGAGGAUCCUUCAGCCGAGCUCUGUUUGAGUGGGCGUAUGAUUACAAGAAGAAGAGGAUAGAGAAUGGCUACACUACUCCUCUACUGGACAAAUAUAUCUUCUCAAAGGUAUCCUUGGUGCUGGGAGGGAGGGUCAGGAUGAUGCUGAGUGGGGGAGCCCCCCUGUCAGAGAAAACCCAGCGCUUCAUGAACAUCUGUUUCCGCUGCCCUGUUCUGCAGGGGUACGGCCUGACAGAAACUUGUGGGGCAGGAACCAUCCAAGAAGUUGAUGACUUGUCCACUGGUAGAGUGGGAGCACCUUUGAUCUGCAAUGAGCUUCGUCUCCGAGAUUGGCCAGAAGGAAACUACACCUCAAAGGACAAGCCUUGCCCACGUGGAGAAAUACUGUUGGGAGGCGGUAACAUUGUACAGGGCUACCACAAAAUGCCAGAGAAGACCAAGGAAGACUUUACGGACAUUGAUGGAACCUGGUACUUCUGUUCCGGAGACAUCGGACAGAUUGAUCCAGAUGGUUGUUUGAGAGUUAUCGAUCGAAAGAAAGACCUUGUGAAACUCCAGGGUGGAGAGUAUGUGGCUGUUGGACAGGUGGAAACUGUUCUAAAGAUGGUGCCCAUCGUGGAGCAGAUCUACAUCCACGCUGACAGUAACCACGAAUUCACUGUCGUGUUUAUAGUCCCCAGCACCAAACACUUGGAAGACCUAGCAGAGAGCCUCGGGGUCAGUGGAGAGCUUGAAGACUUGUGUAAAGACAAGAAAGUGGAAAGUGAAGUCCUCAAAAAGCUGACAGAGAGUGGAAUAAAGGGAGACCUGGAGAGAUUCUCUCUGCCCAGGAAAAUCAAGAUAUGCCCUGAACCAUGGAUGCCCGAGUCUGGACUAGUCACAGAUUCAUUCAAAGUCAAACGAAAAAACUUUGUUGAGCAUUAUAAGAAAGACAUUGAGGAAAUGUACAAGAAGUAAAUCAAGUGAAAACCCCUAAUUAAAGUGGAUUUCUAAUUAAACGCAAGGAAUAUUACAUUUAGAUCAUAAAAUUGUGAGAAACAUUCCUUGCAGAUUUUAAAAUCAUGCUAUUUGUGAAAUAUGUGAAAUUAAAAAAAAAGUUGGGUGUUAACGAUGUUAUAUUCUUGCUAUUUGAUACACAAUGGGUGUGAUCAUGGAAUGAAGUACUUCCAUAAAACAAGAAAUAUAUAAGGAUAUCAAAUGUCUACAUGCCUCUGCCAACCUAUAUACCGGUAUGUUAUUUGAUGUUAAAUAUUUGUGUGUGCAGGUGCUCUAAGUGCUUUUUUCUGUGGUGGGUAUAUAUGUGUGUAAAAAAAAUUUUGCCAUACAAAGUGCUGGGAUUUUAAUUUUGUGUUAUAAUUGUUUAUAGAUUUUUUGGUUUAUUUUGGUAAUUUUUACAAUAUUGAUUGAAUCUUUUUAAAGUCUUAUACCAGUAUUGACUUUUACAUUUCCAGUACCAAGCCAGUUUUAAUCAACUGUAUAUGUAUAUACUUAAUAGAUCUCUCUUGCCUAGAACAAUUAAAUUGUCUUAAAUUUCUCUAGAACAGGGUGCAUUUUUAUAUUCUCUAAACUGUUUAAUAACAAAAGGGUCCUCGACAUCCUUUUUAUGUAAGUCACAACAUGGCGAUAGAAAUCCCAGAUACUGUGUGAACUUUUGUUUUUAUGAAUCUUUAAAAGUGAAUCCCCCCCCCCCCCCAAAAAAAAUUAAACCUUAGUUUUCUCUAUCAUUUUUAAGCCGAAAGCAUGCUAGAAAUCCAAAUCACUAAGAAAUAUAGAAAUUUGGGCUUGCAUUCAAAGUUUUUCUCACUUGGUGGAUUGAAGGUCCCUUAAACAUAACAAGACAGCAUGAAGGAAUUCCCAAUGUAUACAAUAUGCUCCUUGGCCAAGUUCAAUAACUUUUAAAUCUGGGAUUUAUCUGGUUAUCCAUGAUAUUGAUUGGUAAAAAUAUGAUUUUAUGUUACAAUUCAAAAUGUGUUGAAGUCUUUUGAAAAGUGUCUUUAUUACAUGAUAGUUGAAAUGAAUUUUCUGUUACAGUGUAUAUUUUUUAUGUAAUAUAUUACAAAUUGAGAUAUUUGAUUUUGAGUUAUUUAAAUUUUUGAAUUAAGACUAUAAAAAGAUUCAUUCUUUUAUAUACUGGGUAUACUGGAAUUUAUAAUAUAUAAUAUUAAUCAGUCAGAUAUCGAUGUACUGUAUAAUUGGCAGUAAAUUCAAAUCUUUGCAUCACUCCAUCUUAGUUGUGAAGUGGGCAUAUCAAACUAUCCUGUUGUAAUAAGACUGAAUAAAUUAGGGAAUUAUUUAAUUAAAGGCAAUAGCACUAAUAUUCUUUUGUCAGUUUUGUGUUAUAAAUGUUGAAGCUAUAAAGUGCCAUGACUUUUGUACAUAAUACAAUUUCUGUUUUUGAUAAGUUUUUAAAAUAAAUAUAUAAUUGUGCCAUUUUCCUAUUGGAAAAGCAGUUGUUUUCUGUGUAAAUUGUCAUUUUAUACUUAAUUCAAAUGUAUAUUAAACUGGAGAAAGAAGUUAUAAAAUUUGCUCAUCGGAAUGAUGAAAUAAUUAGUAAAAGUAUGCUGUUUAUACUGUAUUAGAAAGAAGACAAAUUCAUAUAUGGUACUUGUAUAUAUUUUAGCAUGUAAUUGCAUGGAUAGAUUUAAGCAUUAUUAACCGACAGUGCAAAAAAAUUGUCUUCAAAAAAGAUUUUAUUAUAUAUAGUAAAGUAUACAGUCAUUAAUGUUUUUUGAGAAUUAAUAUUUAAAAAAUACAAGUUAGAUUAAAGAUGUAUAAAUCUCAAGUAUAUAUAUACACCAUUUCAAAAUAUCAAUUCAAAGCUACCGUAAUUAACUAUUCCCCGAAAUUUGAUAAUAUGCAGUAUAUCUGGUAAUUUCCAAUUUUUGCUUUUAUUCAGAAUCUCUUUUAAAUAGCAAAUUCUUGAAUAUGCAAAAAUAAUGUUCUGCAUUGUUUCCAAUAAAAAACAUUUUAAAUGGCAAAAAAGAAUGACGCAAAUUAAAAAUGCUACACAUUUUUUUCAUUUUCGCAAAUUGUGCGACAUGCGAAAAAAAAAACCCAGAAAAACAUGCAAAAAAAAUUUAUCUCUGUUAAGCCCCUUUGCCCCUUUAAGCAUCUGAGAAUCUACAACUCAUCGCUCAUUAUCAUUUUUUUUAAAAUAAAAUGAGGUUCAGAAAUACAUUUUGUUACAAAUCAAUGGAAAGUUUUCAAAUUAGAUUUUUAUUUCUGAUUAAUUUUCGGCGUUUUAAAUGAGGAAUAAAAGAAAGAUUCCAACUCUUGACUUUACCAUGCAUACUCAUUUUUAAAGAAAUUCUCUUACAAUUAAGGGCACUAAAUGGGGACAAUAUGGUGUAAAUUUUGUAGUGUUGUUAUUGCAGUUUUAUAAUGUAUAUCCUUUAUAUAUAUGUCAAGUGAUUUGCAGCAUUCUGCCUGAUGGAAUAAAUACAGAUUGCUUAAA